Messenger RNA from Piliocolobus tephrosceles (Ugandan red Colobus), 8609 nucleotides. RefSeq names its product kinesin family member 13B (gene KIF13B). The transcript is spliced from 39 exons. Lineage: Eukaryota; Metazoa; Chordata; Mammalia; Primates; Cercopithecidae. Bases 46 to 5379 code for a protein of 1777 amino acids. Gene Ontology annotation, biological process: microtubule-based movement. The record is from RefSeq and is a predicted model, not a curated record. Gene Ontology annotation, molecular function: microtubule binding; ATP binding; microtubule motor activity.
AUAUUCCUUUCCAGAGAAGAUUGGCUGACUUGGUGUUUUAGUCACAUGGGCCAGACGAAGGUGUUUGCUUAUGAUCAUUGUUUCUGGUCUAUGGAUGAAUCUGUCAAAGAAAAGUAUGCAGGUCAAGAUAUUGUUUUCAAGUGCCUUGGGGAGAAUAUCCUACAGAAUGCUUUUGAUGGCUACAAUGCGUGUAUCUUUGCCUAUGGACAGACUGGAUCUGGAAAAUCUUACACCAUGAUGGGCACAGCUGACCAACCUGGAUUAAUCCCAAGACUUUGCAGUGGACUCUUUGAACGAACUCAGAAAGAGGAAAAUGAAGAACAGAGUUUUAAAGUAGAAGUGUCCUACAUGGAAAUUUAUAAUGAAAAAGUUCGAGACCUGCUUGAUCCCAAAGGAAGCCGUCAGACGUUGAAAGUCAGAGAGCAUAGUGUGUUGGGACCUUAUGUCGACGGACUUUCUAAACUGGCUGUCACAAGCUACAAGGAUAUUGAGUCGUUGAUGUCUGAGGGUAACAAAUCUCGCACAGUUGCUGCAACCAACAUGAACGAGGAGAGUAGCCGAUCCCAUGCAGUUUUCAAAAUCACCCUCACGCAUACUCUCUACGAUGUGAAGUCUGGGACAUCUGGAGAGAAAGUGGGCAAACUGAGCCUGGUGGAUUUAGCUGGCAGUGAACGAGCAACGAAGACGGGCGCUGCAGGGGACAGGCUGAAGGAAGGGAGCAAUAUUAACAAGUCCCUCACAACCCUCGGUCUAGUUAUCUCAGCUCUUGCAGAUCAGAGUGCUGGCAAAAACAAGAAUAAAUUUGUUCCAUAUCGUGACUCAGUUCUCACUUGGCUGCUCAAAGACAGUCUUGGGGGUAACAGCAAGACUGCCAUGGUGGCUACUGUGAGUCCUGCAGCUGAUAACUAUGAUGAAACCCUCUCAACUCUGCGGUAUGCAGAUAGAGCCAAGCACAUUGUUAACCACGCUGUGGUGAACGAGGACCCUAAUGCCCGAAUUAUCCGGGAUCUCCGGGAAGAAGUUGAGAAACUCCGGGAGCAACUGACCAAAGCAGAGGCGAUGAAAUCUCCAGAGCUAAAGGACCGGCUGGAAGAAUCUGAGAAGCUAAUCCAGGAAAUGACUGUGACCUGGGAGGAGAAAUUAAGGAAAACGGAGGAGAUUGCACAGGAACGACAGAAACAGCUUGAGAGUCUUGGAAUAUCUCUUCAGUCUUCGGGAAUCAAAGUUGGGGAUGAUAAAUGCUUCCUGGUGAAUCUGAAUGCUGACCCAGCUCUGAAUGAGCUUCUGGUCUACUACUUAAAGGAACAUACAUUGAUAGGGUCAGCAGAUUCCCAAGAUAUCCAACUGUGCGGCAUGGGAAUUCUUCCUGAACACUGUAUUAUAGACAUCACAUCAGAGGGCCAGGUUAUGCUGACUCCUCAGAAGAACACCAGAACAUUUGUAAAUGGGUCAUCUGUCUCCAGUCCAAUACAGUUACACCAUGGGGACAGGAUAUUAUGGGGAAACAACCAUUUCUUCAGACUCAAUUUGCCUAAAAAGAAAAAGAAAGCAGAACGAGAGAAUGAGGACCAGGAUCCCUCCAUGAAGAAUGAGAACAGUUCUGAGCAGCUGGAUGUAGACGGAGACUCCUCCAGCGAGGUGUCCAGUGAAAUUAACUUUAAUUACGAAUAUGCACAGAUGGAGGUCACCAUGAAGGCCCUGGGCAGCAAUGACCCAAUGCAGUCCAUAUUAAACAGCCUAGAACAACAGCAUGAAGAAGAAAAACGAUCUGCACUGGAGCGCCAGAGGCUUAUGUAUGAGCACGAAUUGGAGCAGCUCCGGAGAAGGCUGUCUCCUGAGAAGCAGAACUGCCGGAGCAUGGACAGGUUUUCUUUCCACUCGCCCAGCGCUCAGCAGCGCUUGAGACAGUGGGCUGAGGAGAGAGAAGCAACGUUGAAUAACAGCCUCAUGAGGCUGAGGGAACAAAUUGUUAAGGCCAAUCUCUUGGUGAGAGAAGCUAAUUACAUUGCUGAGGAGCUGGAUAAAAGAACAGAAUACAAAGUUACCCUACAGAUUCCAGCCUCCAGCCUGGAUGCCAACAGGAAGCGAGGCUCUCUUCUUAGUGAGCCUGCAAUCCAGGUGAGAAGAAAAGGAAAAGGGAAGCAGAUUUGGUCUUUGGAAAAACUGGACAACAGGCUGUUGGAUAUGAGAGACCUUUAUCAGGAGUGGAAAGAGUGUGAAGAAGAUAACCCAGUCAUACGAUCAUACUUCAAACGUGCUGAUCCAUUCUAUGACGAGCAGGAAAAUCACAGUCUGAUUGGGGUGGCCAAUGUCUUCCUUGAGUCCCUUUUCUAUGAUGUGAAGUUGCAAUACGCUGUUCCCAUCAUCAACCAGAAAGGAGAGGUGGCAGGCCGGCUGCAUGUGGAGGUGAUGCGCAUCAGUGGUGAUGUCGGGGAAAGGAUCGCGGGAGGGGAUGAGGCGACAGAGGUCUCCUUUGAGAAGGAGACCCAGGAGAACAAACUGGUGUGCAUGGUUAAAAUCCUCCAAGCUAAUGGGUUGCCACAGCAUCUGUCCCACUUUGUGUUCUGCAAAUACAGCUUCUGGGAUCAACAGGAGCCGGUGAUUGUCGCUCCUGAAGUGGACACCUCCUCAUCUUCCGUCAGCAAGGAGCCGCACUGCAUGGUUGUCUUUGAUCACUGCAAUGAGUUUUCUGUUAACAUCACUGAAGACUUUAUCGAGCAUCUUUCCGAAGGAGCAUUGGCAAUUGAAGUAUAUGGACAUAAAAUAAAUGAUCCCCGGAAAAACCCUGCCUUGUGGGAUUUGGGAAUCAUCCAAGCAAAGACACGUAGUCUUCGGGACAGAUGGAGUGAGGUGACCAGGAAAUUGGAAUUCUGGGUUCAAAUCUUGGAACAGAAUGAGAAUGGUGAAUACUGUCCUGUAGAAGUGAUUUCUGCUAAGGAUGUCCCAACAGGAGGAAUCUUCCAGCUUCGACAGGGGCAGUCCCGGAGAGUUCAAGUCGAAGUGAAGUCAGUGCAGGAAUCUGGGACUUUACCACUGAUGGAAGAAUGUAUAUUGUCUGUUGGCAUUGGAUGUGUCAAAAUUAGACCGCUCAGAACCCCCAGAAUGCAUGAGACCUUCCAUGAGGAAGAGGAAGACAUGGACAGCUACCAGGAUCGAGAUUUAGAGAGACUUCGUAGAAAAUGGCUAAAUGCAUUAACAAAACGUCAGGAGUACUUGGAUCAACAAUUGCAAAAGCUUGUCAGUAAACGUGAUAAAACAGAGGAUGAUGCUGACCGCGAAGCGCAGCUUCUGGAGAUGCGGCUGACCCUAACUGAGGAGAGGAACGCGGUGAUGGUCCCCUCUGCUGGCAGUGGCAUUCCAGGGGCCCCAGCAGAAUGGACCCCAGUGCCUGGGAUGGAGACACACAUUCCUGUUAUAUUCCUGGACUUAAAUGCUGAUGAUUUCAGCUCUCAGGAUAAUCUUGAUGACCCAGAAGCUGGUGGAUGGGAUGCAACCUUGACUGGGGAAGAAGAAGAGGAGUUCUUUGAACUGCAGAUUCUGAAGCAGCAUGAUGGGGAGGCGAAAGCAGAAGCCUCCUGGGACUCCGCGGUGCACGGCUGCCCUCAGCUCAGCAAGGGCACACCCGCGGACGAGCGGUUGUUUCUGAUCGUGCGCGUGACGGUCCAGCUCAGCCACCCGGCUGACAUGCAACUGGUGUUACGCAAGAGAAUCUGUGUCAGUGUUCACGGCCGGCAGGGUUUUGCACAGAGUCUCCUAAAAAAGAUGUCUCAUCGAAGUUCUAUUCCUGGCUGUGGAGUGACUUUUGAAAUUGUCUCCAAUAUUCCAGAGGAUGCCCAGGGAGUGGAGGAACGGGAAGCAUUAGCAAGAAUGGCAGCCAACGUUGAAAAUCCAGCUUCUGCUGACUCGGAGGCUUAUAUUGAAAAGUACCUCAGGAGCGUGCUGGCUGUAGAAAACCUCCUGACUUUAGAUCGUCUGCGCCAGGAAGUUGCAGUGAAGGAACAAUUAACAGGAAAAGGGAAAUUGAGCAGGAGGAGUAUCAGUUCUCCAAAUGUGAACAGAUUGUCUGGAAGCCGACAAGAUCUCAUUCCAUCAUACAGUCUAGGCAGCAACAAGGGCCGGUGGGAAAGUCAGCAGGAUGUAUCCCAAACCACAGUUUCCAGAGGAAUAGCUCCUGCUCCCACGCUCUCUGUUUCUCCCCAAAAUAAUCAUUCUCCAGAUCCAGGACUCAGUAACCUCACAGCAUCCUACUUGAAUCCCGUCAAAUCCUUCGUGCCGCAGAUGCCAAAGCUCCUCAAGUCUCUUUUUCCUGUCCGCGACGAGAAGAGGGGCAAGCGGCCAUCUCCGCUCGCACACCAGCCCGUGCCCCGCAUCAUGGUGCAGGCAGCCGGCCCGGACGUCAGGGUGACCAGGAUGGAGGAGGCUCAGCCAGAGAUGGGCUCUGACGUGCUGGUGCAGAUGAUGGGGGCCCCAGCCUUGAAGAUCUGCGACAAACCCGCCAAAGUGCCUUCCCCACCGCCUGUCAUAGCUGUCACAGCGGUCACCCCGGCCCCGGAGGCACAGGACGGGCCCCCCAGCCCCCUGAGUGAAGCCUCUAGCGGCUACUUCUCCCACAGCGUCUCCACCGCCACCCUGUCGGAUGCCCUGGGCCCAGGCCUGGACGCUGCGGCCCCGCCCGGCUCCAUGCCCACCGCCCCUGAGGCCCAGCCCGAGGCGCCCAUCAGCCGUCCCCUGCCGCCCACGGCCGCCCCUGCCGAGGAGCCCCCUGGCCCCCAGCAGCUCGUGAGCCCCGGUCAGGAGCGCCCGGACCUCGAGGCCCCAGCGCCCGGCUCCCCCUUCCGCGUCCGGAGGGUGCGGGCCUCGGAGCUGCGCUCCUUCUCACGCAUGCUGGCCGGGGACCCCGGCUGCUCCCCAGGGGCCGAGGGGGACGCGCCGGCCACUGGCGCUGGGGGGCAGGCCCUGGCCUCUGAUUCUGAGGAAGCUGAGGAGGUCCCGGAGUGGCUCCAAGAGGGCGAGUUCGUCACCGUGGGCGCCCACAAAACAGGCGUGGUGAGAUACGUGGGGCCUGCUGACUUCCAGGAGGGCACGUGGGUUGGCGUGGAGCUCGACCUGCCCUCAGGUAAGAAUGACGGUUCCAUCGGCGGGAAGCAGUACUUCAGGUGUAACCCCGGCUACGGGCUGCUGGUCAGGCCCAACCGGGUCCGCAGGGCCACGGGCCCCGUGCGGCGGCGCAGCACAGGUCUCCGGCUGGGUGUCUCCGAGGCCCGCCGGAGCGCCACUCUCUCGGGCUCUGCCACCAACCUGGCCUCGCUGACAGCUGCCCUGGCCAAGGCCGACAGGAGCCACAAGAACCCUGAGAACCGGAAAUCCUGGGCCAACUGAGCCGCUGCCUCAGGGCGAACUCUUCUUGGGGUGCCCGGCCCCUUUUGAGCCCUGCCAGUGACAGCCCUGGGGAGCCAGGAGCCUGGUGGCCUCUUCCCCAGGGGCGGGGCAAUGAAUGCUUUUUGCACGACACAGGGCUGGUGACCUCCCUGGGCCUCUGGAAGCUGUGUUUCUUCUCUACCUGGGGAAAGUGGGGACCUCAGCUGUACCUCCUGAAGUGGAUGGAAGGUUCUGGGUGCCCGCAGGGGCUGGGGAAUGCUAGGACUGAGGCCCUGGGUGGUGCAGCGCCUGGCCAUCUUGCUGUGUGCCUGUGCCUGGGGCCUUAUGUUGCUCUUUCUAUCAUUUCCAUUCUGGUGGCCCCACUAAUGUCUUAACCUAAACCAUAGUUGUAGCCAGUGCCUUUCCUCCCCAAUGGAGGGCAACCCCCCCCCCCCCCGGAUGUCCUGGCUCCCUCCUCCAGCCCCCCCGCCCCCCCCCCCGGUCCCAGGUUCCUGCAAGUGCCUCUGGGGACCCCCCAGCCUCCCACCCCGGUCCCAGGUUCCACAAGUGCCUCUGGAGGGCCCUGGGCUCUGGCAGAUGGUCCUGGUGCCCCAGGCGGGGGCCGAGGGCCUGAGCCCCCCAUCCCUCCUCUGCCAGGGUUUCUUAGUGGUUUCUUUGUGGGUGUUUUGGCAUCUUUACACCUGGAAAGUCUCUUAAGUUUGCCGUUGAUUCCCUUCACAGAAGGCUUGGAAUGUAUUUAUUUAUAUUUAUUUUUUCAAAAUCCGAAAUCAUUUGCGAGCCGCAAUCGUCGUCUGCCUGUGUAUGGGGGCCCAGGGCCUGCCUUGCACGUUGCAGCCUCUCUGGCCAUGCAGAGCUGCCGGCCUCCUGCCCAGGUGGAGGGUCCUGGGGGCAGCAGAGGAUGAAGCCCCCUCCUCACAUCCCUCUAUUGCGGAUCCACAGUGGCCUUACUCUUAACUUGGAUGAAAGCAAAAACCUGGGAGAAUGAUGUGCUUCUGUAGUCGGUGACAAAGGAAGAGGCAUUGCUACUUUAUUUGGUGCACUUUUGGUUUCUGGGAAGGUCUUUGGAUCAUUUUAACUUCUUGGCAACUCCCAGACCCUGAGAGUGUAGGGCUGGGACUUGGCGGCUGGGUGGGUACAGGGAGUGUGCCUGGUUUGUCUCCAGACCCUGGCAGCAGCCACACCCCCAGGCCCACUGUGCAUGGUGCGUGCGACACAGCCGGAAGCUUCCAGGGUGGCCUUUACCUCCUUGCUGGGGAACUUCUGCUCCUGGAGCCUUUGGUGCCAGGUUUGUGGGGUGGGGGUUAGUGUCUAUGUGUGGAAGGCCACCAAUCUAGGGACAGGAGCCCUAGGUCAAGAUUCAUACAGCCACUCUUGGAGCUGGUUUCUAGUUCUCAUAUUUAGACAAUACCUAGAAAGCGCUAUGGAAGACUCGUUCUCCAGGGUCUCGAAGCCUCCGACGGAGUGGUCUCCAUGGCAGGCCUGUCCCAGCCCUGGCUGCGAGGACAGGUUGUCUUUUUCUCCCCAGUUGCUGUGAGGGACACGAAGGCCGAGGCCGGGCUGGUAGAGGGCCUGGCCCCUGGGGGGAGGCACUCCCUGCAGGGCUCUCCCGUUCUUAGCCAGAGUUUCGAGGGAACCCUGUGGCACCUGUCCCUGGAUGAAGAGCUGUCACUCUGCCUUGCCCUUUAACUCAACCCGCUUCCCAGCACAGCAGCUUUCUUUUUAAAACCCGUUUCACUAAGAAGUUUGUUUUUGGGUCUGCUGGUGUCACUGUGGCCUGGGUGAGAGGCCGGCACUGCUGUUGCCCUGAGGAGGGGAGCCCCUGGGCCAUGUAGCGGGGACGCUCUGGGAAUGGUGGUUGGGCAGUGUAGGUGGACCUGGAACUUCGUGGUGGCUGAGCCAUCCACCCAGCAGUGGCCUCCUGUGGCACCGUCUCGGGAAAGUCCUGGGGGACGUGUGUGCCGUGCUUUUUACCAUCAGUUUGACUCACAGUGGAGGAGAACGAGCCAGAGUUCCUGAUUGGAGCAGGUGGACUUGGGCCCAGGUCCUGUUCACUCUUGCUUCUCGGUGCAGACUAAUGUCAGCUUGUGGCUGGGAAAGAGGGACGUGCAGUGACGUGGUCGCUAAGGCAUUGAGCCCCGCCGACCCCGAGCCAGCGAUGGCAGGCAGGAGGUGCAGUCUCAAGAGUGGCGGGCCAGGACGGGCUGGCCUCCGUCUUCUAGUCUUCUCUUCUUGCCUCCCUGACCAGCAGACUCUCCUCCCAAGAAUGCCCACCCGCCCACCCACCCUAGGACUCCUGAAGCGCUCCUGGAAGGCCCCAGGAGUGGCACCUUAGUGCGGGUCGGCCCGCAGAUGGCACCCGAGGCUGGGAAGGGCAGUAACUGCACACACGGUGCUGUCAGAGAUGGGGAUGGGGGAUGCUUCUGGAGGCUCUGACUCCCCACUGCGUGCCUAGAAUGUCCCUGGCCCUGCCCCGCCACUUCCCUUGGGCCCUUGUGAAGGACUGAGGCUCCAGGGUGAGAAGGCUCACUUCUGCCCAGGGCACUGCGUCCAGCAGCAGAGGGGCCAGGGGCCAGGCGUGUGACUGGAGUCCCGGGUGCUCAGGCCUGACCAGAGGGAGUGAGAGGGCGGAGCUGAGGAGGGGGAAGGCGUUUCUGGUCCCACCAAGGUGGGCCUUGUGUGUUUAAUAAGAGAACGGAGCUGGGAAGGUGACUGCUGGAGCCUGAGAGGUGGAGGUGUUCAGAUCCCCCUGUUACUUCCUAGCAUUUUCUCCUUUUGCCUUAAAAGUUCCCUGUAUGUGAAACAGGAAGUCCUGAGUGUGUGUGCGUGGCUGUGUGCACGUACACAAGACGGGAGUGACCCUGUGCUUCCUGCCCAAGAUAAUGACCCGUUGAACCCCAAAGCAUCUUUCUCCGCAGAGUCCGCGAUGCCUACCUGGUGGGCUGCUGACACUAAUGGUGUUGGGGGGGGGGUCUUGGAACAGCUUUUCUAUGUGUGGAUUCGUGUAAAUGCGAGGAGUUCACAUGUAAAGAAGUGACUUUGAUUCCGGGAUUAUAUUGAUUUGGUACACAGUAAAUGGGAGUUUAAAAAAUCCAAAGACUGUAAUGACUUGUAAAGACUCUAAUGAUUUGUAUCAUGUAAUGAACUAAACCACCUGUAAUUUUGUACCAUAUAUGUCUUGCCAUCAAAUGACCAACAGCUUCUCAAUAAAACCAGAUGAUUUCUCACCUGCA